AUGCCUACACUCAACAGAAAUGCCUUGUGGGAGUUUUUGAUCAUUCCGCAGGAGGGGCUUCCUGAAUCAGAAACAUCAUCAUCUUUGGAUACCCGAGAUUGGGGUACCGUGGGAUUGCUUUGCCUACCAUGGCUGUUUUGGUUGCUCACUUUCCUAUACAGAAUCUUCUCAAGGAUUUUUGGAUGUAGAGUUAGUGUUGGUGGAGGAAAUUGGGUUCCUACUGCAAAUGCAGACGUGGAGGUUGCAGUUGCAUCUCAUGCAAAAGGUGACAAUCUGUUAAAUAGGGCAUCAUCUGUUGCUUCACACGAAAGUGAAAUGACAUUUGCAAAAUCUAUGUCAGCACCGUCGUUAAAACCUGCCUCACUCGAUUAUUACUAUUAUCAUCAGGGCAAAAAGUACAGGGGCGGCAUCGCCUCUGCAAGGUUGUGCAUGAAGAUGCAGGCAGAAGUGUGGCGGUUGACGAGUCCAAGUUUGGUGAACUCUAAGUUUGAGCUGCUGUCGGUAGAGAGGAAGCCGAGGCCGAAGCAUGUUGAGGGUCUGGCUGGAGGGAAAAAAAGUUGUGAUGAUGAUGGUUCAGAGUUUGGGAGUGCAGGUUCUUCGUUUUCUCCACAACAGGAGAGCUUGUCAGAGGGUACUAAAAAUGGUGAUGGGGAUGGUAUUGAGUAUGAUGCAGAUGAUUCUGUUCAAGAGUUGGAUCAUUUUGAACCUGAGAAUGAUGGUUCUAUAACUUUGACUGGCCCCAGAUCGACUUAUAAGUUGCAGGCUAGAAUUGCGAAUAUGUUGUAUCCGCAUCAGCGGGAGGGGUUGAAGUGGCUCUGGUCUUUGCAUUGUCUGGGAAAAGGUGGAAUCUUGGGGGAUGACAUGGGUUUGGGGAAAACAAUGCAGAUGUGUGGCUUUCUAGCUGGACUGUUUCAUUCUCGUUUAAUUAGAAGAGCAUUGAUUGUAGCACCCAAAACCUUAUUGCCCCAUUGGAUCAAAGAGUUGUCAGCUGUGGGUCUAUCCGAGAAGACAAGAGAAUAUUUUGGAACCUCUACAAAACUCAGAGAAUAUGAACUUCAGUACAUACUUCAGGACAAAGGAGUUCUUCUCACAACAUAUGAUAUUGUCCGCAACAAUUCUAAGUCCUUACAGGGGAAUAAUUAUUUUGAUGAUGAGGAUAAUGAAGAAGGUGUAACAUGGGACUACAUGAUACUUGAUGAGGGACACCUUAUAAAGAACCCUAGCACACAAAGGGCUAAAAGUUUGCUUGAAAUACCAAGUGCUCAUUGCAUUAUCAUUAGCGGCACACCUUUGCAAAAUAAUCUGAAGGAGUUGUGGGCAUUGUUCAAUUUCUGUUGCCCAGAGUUGCUUGGUGACCACGAAUGGUUCAAAGAAAGAUUUGAAAAUCCCAUACUUCGUGGAAAUGACAAACAUGCUUCUUACAGGGAGAAGCGUGUUGGUUCAUCUGUAGCAAAGGAACUAAGAGAUUGUAUUCAUCCUUACUUUUUGAGACGUUUGAAGAGUGAGAUUUUCAAUCAAGAUGAUGAGAAAACAACUACAAAACUUUCUCAGAAACAGGAGAUCAUUGUGUGGCUCCGACUGACCAGCGUUCAGCGGCAUCUUUAUGAAGCAUUUUUGAAUAGUAAGAUUGUUCUCUCAGCAAUUGAUGGCUCACCACUGGCUGCCAUUACGAUUUUGAAGAAAAUAUGUGAUCAUCCACAUCUGUUGACAAAGCGGGCUGCUGAGGGUGUGUUGGAAGGGAUAGACUCAAUGCUAAAGCCAGAAGAGGCUAAUGUUGCAGAAAAAUUGGCAAUGCACAUAGCAGAUGUUGCAGGCAAAGAUAAGUUUAAAGACAAGCAAGAUGUGUCAUGCAAAAUUUCCUUCAUUAUGUCAUUAUUGGAUAAUUUGAUCCCAGAAGGGCAUUGUGUGCUUAUAUUUUCUCAGACUCGCAAGAUGCUUAAUCUUAUUGAGGAAUGCCUAGUAUCUGAAGGUUAUGAUUUUUUACGAAUUGAUGGCACAACAAAAGCCAGUGACAGACUAAAGAUUGUUAAUGAUUUUCAAGAAGGUUUUGGAGCUCCUAUAUUUCUCUUGACAUCUCAGGUUGGUGGUUUAGGACUAACACUUACAAGAGCAGAUCGUGUGAUUGUAGUUGAUCCUUCUUGGAACCCAAGUACGGAUAAUCAAAGUGUUGACCGGGCAUAUCGAAUUGGUCAAAAGAAAGAUGUUCUGGUAUAUAGACUGAUGACAUGCGGAACUGUUGAAGAAAAGAUCUACAGGAAGCAGGUAUACAAGGGAGGAUUAUUCAAAAUUGCUACUGAACAUAAAGAACAAAUUCGGUACUUUAGCCAGCAGGAUCUCAGGGGGCUUUUUAGCCUUCCAAAAGAAGGAUUUGAUGUAUCUGUUACCCAAAGGCAAUUGAAUGAGGAGCACGAUCGUCAACAUACAGUUGAUGACUCUUUCAAAGCACAUAUAAAGUUUUUGAAAAGUCAGGGCAUAGCUGGAGUUAGUCACCACAGUUUACUCUUUUCCAAGGCAGAGCCAGUUCGAGCUGAUCAUGAGGAUGAUGAAGUUACAAGGAAUCAUAGGGUGAAAUAUGUUGGAACUUCGAGAUCAUCUUCAAAUGAGCAUGUUGCUUAUGGCCCGGAGUUUGCAUUUAAUCCUAAGGAUGUUGGGUUAAGCAAAAAAGGUUCUUCUCCUAGCAGUGCUGGUAAAUUGACCGAGUCAGAAAUCAAGGAUAAAAUUAAGAGUAUCUCUCAAACACUCUCAAAUAUGGCCUGGGCUUCUAAAUUCCUGGCAAGGGCGAGAAACUAAAGAAACGGCUUGCGGAGUUGAACUGAAGAGGGAAGAAAGAAAUGUGGUUGAUUUGGAUGAAUUUCAACGGGUGUUCAAUGUAUAGAUAGAUUAUCCAUAGAAAAUAUAAAAUUAUCAGAAAUAUUGUCCCCG
Glycine soja is the source of this 2922-nucleotide messenger RNA. Its product is annotated as protein CHROMATIN REMODELING 24-like. The record is from RefSeq and is a predicted model, not a curated record. The coding region runs from base 1 to 2790 and encodes 929 amino acids. Lineage: Eukaryota; Viridiplantae; Streptophyta; Magnoliopsida; Fabales; Fabaceae. The transcript has 22 exons. Gene Ontology annotation, molecular function: DNA translocase activity; ATP-dependent chromatin remodeler activity; ATP binding.